UAAACAAAGAGACCAAAGUUCAGGCUGCAACUCUGAUUUGAACCCUAGACAUGAUUUAAAAUCAUUUUACUCCUAGAAGCCUUUAAUAUUUUAGUGUAUUUACUGAUAUGGAUAAUACCGUUAAGUAUAACAAAUAUAUGCUAAAUAUUAUGAUAAGAUUUUAUGUCUAGGGGACAGAAUUGUACAAAUAUUUCUGAAUCUGUAGGUCUGAAUGUACACACUAAUCCUGAGGCAUUUAUAUUAAACAAAACCUUUACAACGUUUCUAAUAAGAGAAAAGAUUAUUAAAUGCAGCGAUCCAACAUUGUUCCCUUUUAAUGCACAAUUCGCAGGGAUCUCAGAACUGCAAUAAAAAAGUGUAUGUUUGCCAUCAUGAUUGUGAAACACACAAUGAGAGGACGUGCAGGAGAUCUUGCAGAAGAGUGAUUAUGCCUUAACCACUGAGUGACACAGUGAUAUAUUUGUUUUCUCUAAAUGUAAUGCAUACAAUUGUAACCCAAUGUUUUAUGCUAUGACGCCUGUAGCUUUCUUCAAAUCUUACUGUGAAGUUUGUGUGAGUUUAAAGCCAUGAUUACAACCUGGUGUGUUCAAAUUCCUUUAAGAAGAAAAUAAAAAAGAGGAGAAAAAAAAAUUAUUAUUAUUUUUUUUUUGAGGGAAUAGUAUCUCAUUUAAAAAAAGGUUCUCUACCUGUAAUUACACAAAUUUUCCUCAUAAUGAUAUUCAUAUCAGGACUAGAAGGUAGCACUGAAUGAUUAAGUAGCAAAACAAAGUUAGAAUUGUCAAAGUAGAAUGAUUACAAAAACUCAUCUUUACUGAAAUGAAUGAAUAUAUGGAUGAAUGAAUCAAUUAAUAAAAUAAUUAAUGAAUGGGUGGAUAAAUUAAUGAAUGGAUGCAUAAAUGGUUGAAUGAACGAAUGAAUGAAUGGUUACUCGAUGUUCUGAUAUCCCAGAGACUCCAUGAGUUGCCUGCUGUUAGGUCUGAUAUUGAUUAGUCUGAAAAAAGAGACUAAAAUGUGUUUCUUUCAGUAGAAAAAAAGUAUCAAAUUGUUAUGUUACACGGCCAUCUGGAGGAGUUCACAACUUCAAGUGAAAAAAAAUCGAACCUCCUGGUUCCUCCUGCUAUUCAAAUCUAUGAAGAACAAAAACUCAAAGCCUGAUGCGUUUAGAGCAGCCAAUCAGCGUGACGCGGCUCAUCGCGCAACCAAUCAGAGCGCCGAUGAUCAACCGUCCCAAGGGCGGAUCUAUUGAAAAAAAAAUAAUGCGGAGAAAGUUGUGCGGGUUGAGACUCGGGAAUGUGUGGAAGAGAAAGAGGAAGAGAUAAAAUCUGGUGUGAGUAUCCAAGUGAUCCAUUUUUAUCGAUUCCUGAAGAAAAUAUAGUUUUUGGGAUCGGGAUUUCAUGGCUUUGAUCGCAGCAGAUCCCCGGUGCAAACCGACCGGUUUGAGCUGCAUCUCGGCUGUCAGGAACGAGUGUGUGGAGAAUAAACCCAAAGCUCUGAAAAACCCCGGUAUGCAAUCACAAGACGCAGAGUGGUCUGAGGGUCUACCCAAAGCCUUUCUGCACAGCCUGAGGACUCUGUUCGACAUACUAGAUGAUGGAAAGCGGGGUUUCGUGCACAUCUCAGAGAUCGAAAGUCGGUGGCAAGGCGCAGAAGCGCAGGAUCUUCCCGGCGGUGUGCUGGAGAGUCUGAGGCGGAUCGCGCCGCCGCACGGCUGCCUGACUUUCGAGCGCUUCGUCGCGGGACUCCGGUCGUCGAUCCUCCACCCGGACAUCGCGCGUCCUCCAAACCACGCACAGAAGCAGCACUUCCUUCCAAACGGGUUCAGAGUGCGACCGCUCGGGCCGAGCAACGGGACUAAUGUUCAUCACGGCGGCGGAAGGGACAGGGACAGGGGACGUGCCUACGCCAGCGCGAGCAAACGCUGCGCGAGCGACUCCUCGUCCUACGCGAAUUCCGGCGCGCAGCCGUGCACGAGGAACGGCAGGAGCCUGGAGCGCGUUCACGCGGCGCCCGACCGGGCAGAUUCGUUUCGGGGGCAGGGGCCCACCCGUGUGCAGUCAGCCGAAUCAAUCUCGGUUGAUCCCAUUUUUCACAAGCCAGGUCAGCAGCAUGGUGAACGUGUUGGUCUGCCUCGGUCACAGAGUGAGUCUACGACAGGGUUCGCAGCGACCAGGAGGCACAGCAGGAGCCGAGAAGAGCCGAGGCGACACACCAUCACUAAUGGGGUCGACUAUGGAAUGCUAAAGCAGAUGAAGGAGCUGGAGCAGGAGAAGGACUCACUGCUGUCUGGACUGGAUGUGGUGGAGAGAGCGAGAGAGUGGUACCAGAGUCAAAUCCACAACGUGAACGAAAGACAGAGGCUAAUCGGGCAGAGUGGCCACCUCACUGAUUUUCUAACAGAAUCCAAUCAAUGUCGCUUGAACGUCCUCCUGCCCAAACUACAGGAAGUGAACCGCUGCCUUAGUGAGCUCAUUUCCUGCUCUGGAAUGACUUCUAUCGUUUCUCCAAGUGUCCCACCCGUUCCUGCUCCUCCACAAGCCAUCCAGAGACUGAAGGAUCAGAACCACCUUCUCACAAAGGAGGUGACGGAGAAGAGUGAACGCAUUACUCAGUUGGAGCAGGAGAAAUCAGCUCUGAUUAAGCAACUGUUUGAAGCCCGAGCUCGCACCGCUCAUGAAAACAGUGUCUUCGAUUCAACCUUCAUAUAAGGAUUUGGUUCACAGACCACAGCCAAAUCCCAACUUUUACUUAGCCAAAGGACUGAAAACACUCCCUCAAUACACCAGACUGUGACUUUACAGUGACUGCUGCUUUCAUGGUGUACUGAUGCGCUUCUGUUUGACUGCACGCAAACACACGCAGAGGUUAAAUGUCACACAUUUCUUCACAAGCAAGAGCGGCUCUAUCUUUAAACCACUUUUGCAUGACUGUUGCCACGUUUUUGUGCACUGACAGAUGUUGAUGGAUCAGUGGCUUCCAGUUUGAACUUGAGUUGUAUUUUCAAGUUUUGUUUCUUGUUUUUCUUUUUAUGAAUGUACACGAAUGCUCUAUGAUCAUUACACUCCUGAAACCAUCAUAUGACAGACAACAGUCAGAUGAAGAAACGGUGAUCUCAUAUUAUGGAUUUUUGUCAUUCUGGGCCUCAUUUAUCAAACUGGCUACGAUCUGAGUGAGUUUUGGAAAUCAUGAGAAAAAUACCUUUAGCUCGGAAAAAUGUUUGGUAGCUAUGAGAGCUGCGGAGUUUGUGUAAAUGUACAUCACUAAUGUAAACCUUACAAGGUGCGUUUUACUUUACAGCAUAGUAAAAUUCUUUCUGUUUGCAUAUCCCAGAGAUGUUAGGAAGCUGGGGUCAGAGUGCAGGGUCAGCCAUGUUACACACCUCUCUAGCACAUAAGGUUAAAGGCCUUGCUCAAAGCUCAUACUGAUACUGGCGAUACCAGAGCUUGAGUCGUAUAAUUGGCAUAGAUUUAAAUUAUUUUUUAUUGCAAUUGCAUACGUCAGUUUAUUUGGAAUUAUGUGUACCUCAAUUGUAAUUGAAUUGCAAUCAAUCAAAUUUUUUGCUUGAUUAUUAUGUACUUUUGGAAGAUUAAGCAACUUCCACUUGAUUGUGUCUAUCCCCCCCCACACACAUAUAUAAUAUGGAUAGAUAUAUAAUAUUGAUAUAUAAUAUGAAUGUAGACAUGUACACAAGUAUAUUAUUUGACACACAACAUUAGCAUGUGGCCUUCAUUUCUUAGGAGGACAAGUGUUGACACUCCAUCUUCUAUGCACGCAGUUUAAAAUAAGUACAAUUGAGUAUUUAGUGAGCACCGCCUUUAGGGGGCGCUCUUUCACUGUUUAGUCCUCACUAAUUUUCCACAUUGCCUUUUAUAAAAUCUCGUGGGCGCCACAUAUACAUCAAGUGUACUGUGAAUGUCUGCGAAGCCUAAGAACACGUUUUUUACACAACUUUACAAACGAUUGAUAAAUGAGGCCUAUGAAGAACUGUAAAUAGUGGGAUUUACAUUCCUAAGCACUGAAAGGUACGAUGAGAGAAUGAGAAGUUUAUAAUGAACCCUGAACUCAACCACACUCAAGAAUCACAGACCCACAGUUUCAACAGAUGCCAGGAUUUGUUUGUAUGUUUUAAAAUACGGUACUGAAAUGGGUUUUAAACGAGCGAAUGAAAUGAAGGUGCAAAGGUUGUAGUGUAAAUCACUUUCUACUGAACAGUUCGGUAAAAAGUGAUUUACACGAUGCAAAAAUCAUCACAAUCAUUGAAAAUAAGUGGUCUUACUCCUUGUCCAACUGAAUUAACCAUAAUCACAUUGAUUUGAUUUUCAGUAUUGGUGUUUUUUCAGCUCUUAAGUUCUACAGACAAUGGAAUUGCCAAUACUCAGUACUGUGUUUUGGCUCUUAAUUUCUUCCCUUGCGCAAACUCUUGCAACAUCAUUUGUACAAACAUUCCCUAGUGUUUUCAUCUCUUUCAUCAAGUGAACACACCUGGCACCUGGUGAUCUUGUAGGUUUUGUCCUGGAGUACAUGUUUACUCAGUCCUGAAUAAGCUUUUUUUUAUUAUUUGUAAAACCAUCUCUUUUUUGGUUCCUCCUUUGCCCCCAGAUCCCCCCCUUCAAAUGAAUGGCUUUAAUAGGUACGUUUUUUUUUUGGCAAGAUGGAGGGAAUUUCGAGGUAUGAUGCAGGACGGUUCUUUGCAUGUGAAAAAGACUUGGAGUGUCGAGUGAAAGACGGUCGAGGGAGGAGAGCGUUUUUAUUUUCUCUGUAUUUUUUGAAUGUACACGAACAACUUCAUGUGGUGUUCGUCUCGCUAGAACUGUACAAGUCUGAGAUAUUGUUUGAAGGACCAUAGUGUGUGUGACAAAUGAAUUGUGUUGGGUGGUAUAAAUUACUUCUUGAUGGUUGUAACCAGUGCAGACACACGGUUUGUCAAAUUUCACAAGGGGCUUUAAAUGGAGUCAUACCUGAACAUUGGGGUUCUUUGUUGUAAGGUUCAACCUCUAUUUGAAGGGUUCUAAAAACAUAGUUAAAUAAACACUCUUAGAAAAAUAA
Messenger RNA from Silurus meridionalis, 5043 nucleotides. It is a transcript of the gene sapcd2, whose product is annotated as suppressor APC domain containing 2. The transcript has 6 exons. The record is from RefSeq and is a predicted model, not a curated record. Bases 1395 to 2705 code for a protein of 436 amino acids. Lineage: Eukaryota; Metazoa; Chordata; Actinopteri; Siluriformes; Siluridae.